UUCACGAUGAGAAAACAUAAAACCAUCGAUUGUUGAACUUUUAUUUCACAAGGCGAUUUAAAAAGUCACUACAAGCUGUAAAACUCGAGGUAAAUAUUGAAAGAAUUAUAGCAUCCGCCCUUGUCUAUUUCCCCUUCAUAUUUUUGCAGCUUUGGAAUAAUAUGGGCCCUGUAUUCAUUUAUCAUGUUACCAUAAAAAGACCAUUUGGAUAAAAAAAAGAGUAUAAAAGGACAUUAUAGCAUAAGUCUGUUUCAGGCGUCAUCGAGAGAGAUCACAUAAAGCGUUUCAGUUAGCUAUAUUAUUGUUAUAUUUUAGAUUUUAUGCUCUUUUGUAUAUAUCAUUUCUUUUCUUAUCGGAUACGCAGAUAGUAUCGCCCGAGGUCGGAGUCACGCAAAAACGCUCGGGCUGCUGCAAAGGACACUAAUACGCAGAUUGAUCCAAUAACUUGGUAUAGCCAACUAAAUGUUUAAAUAGAAUCUCAUUAAUCGCGUGACAAGUAAUAUUUUCAAGCCUCUUUAUUAGUAGCAAAUAUAUACUGUGUUCAUGUUUUGUGUUUUCAAUGUCUGUUUCGAUUUAUACCUUUUGCCGCAAUAUGUUCAACCUCUUAGUCAUUUGAUACAAAUUGUAUUCUGCGUGCGUAUUUUGCCUUUUUCGCUUUGUUGCACAUCCUACACUAAGAUUAGCUAAUAAGAGACCAGCCAUUUGAUAUCUUACUGGGAAGUAACAGGGUUUUUUUCCUGCUUUCUUUAUAUAUAUAUUUUUUCUCGACCAGUUACUUUUUUUUCUGGAAAGUGCCUUUAAGUCAACGUGAUUACUUUUUGUUGCUUUUUUUAUAAAGCUUACAUCUUGUUCGAAUAUCUUUUAUUGUAUUCGUGCUGACCCCACAGAUAUCAAAUGGUCGGUCCCUAACAGAAUCAACGCUCCAAAUUAAAAAAAAAAGGUAUCCGAAAUAGAAAGGAAAUUAAGUCUUAUGGAAAGCCACCACACAUAGGAUGCUAUGACAACUAACAGCCGUGCUGGAAAUGCAAUAUGGAUUCCAAUUGAUAUCUUUUUAGAAAACAGGUUUUAGAAAUUCUACUAUUAGGGUUAUCGAAUACUGAACAUUUCAUUUGUAAUCAUUUAUUACACCCUAACAAUUCACCCUUUACCGAUAGGUACGAGCGGCACAUUUCGUGAUGUUGAACGCAAACUUUUAAGGGCUUCUUUAAAUUUCGCUAUGUUUAUAUUUCAUUGUCUCAUAACAAAAAGAAUGACCAAUUGAGAUCGGACCGACAAGUUCGCAACAAGAGGCGUGAAGCGUCUAGCUGAGGAUGAAAGCCGGCGCCAUUGCAAAAUCCCCAUCUGUUCUCAUUCUCAAAACGCGCUUGAAUGGGAGAUUAUGCUCUCGCCUUACUGUCUAACGCUAUCACACGACGCCUAUUAUUAUUUGAGUACUUAUUACGUGUCCUAUAUCUAUGGUCAAGAGGCCAUAAAACGCACUAACAAGAGGAAAAGAAAGCCAAUGGCCCUGGUGGGUUAAGAUUCAGACGCGUCGUUAUUUCGUGAGCGCGAUCUACGGCGAGGGACAGUACUGCCCGUUUUCCCGCCAUGAUAGCAGAACUACUUGUGAUUGCCGUGGCCUUACUAGGGAUGACCUUCCCUUGUGAAGCAAGGCCGGCGUCGAGGAUCAUCACAAUUAGCCAUCAACACAGAGAAGACAGGCUUGUUGGCCAGCAACACAAAGAAAAAAGGCUUGCUAAAAGGGAUUCCCGCGUUGUUUUUAAAAUCGGUGUUCGUGAGAAAGGGCGCCAUUACUCAGAGCUGGUGGAGAUCAACAAAGCGCGUCAGACGGAGUUCGUCCAUGUCCCUGCACACCUCGGCCUCGACGAGGCGGAAUACCUCCACGACUUCGUCAAGAAUAUUACUAUGAUCAAGCUACCGAGGAAAAAGAUGUGCUAUCUUUCUAAACUAGAAGUAGACCUUCCGCGACCAGCCGACCUCGAAAAAGACUUCCAACAGCCAAUUUCUCCGAGCGAGGAAGUACUAAAAGAAGUAACGGAAUGGAGAAUCAGUGGACUCCUGAAGCAGCGGAACAUCCUGACUUUAGAGAUGAGGCAAUUAUGUUCCGGGCUACCUGUGUACCGUUUGGCAGAGAGGAAUGACGACCACAUAAGUGUCCUAGCAACUAGUUCUCAAGGUAAUCGACUUACAAAAUUUAGCGUGACUUUCAUAGCAUCAUGCGUAUCUCGCGGCUGUACACCGAGGUGUGUAACUGACAAAAAAAAUAAAGUAAUUCAAGAGCAAGAGAUACAGAGUUUGAAAGGCUAAAUUCUAAACAACAAAAUUCCCUCAAUUGAAGCUGAAAUGCGCCUUGCUUUGCAACGCGCUACCUGUUUUUACUUAGAAAAUCCGGCCAAACUACGUUGCGUAAUCUGAGCCACUACCCCUUGAGGUGUGAGCAGUCCCCGACGCGAUAUCCGAAACCUAUUAUUAUUAUU
This is a messenger RNA of Nematostella vectensis (starlet sea anemone), 2477 nucleotides long. RefSeq lists its product as uncharacterized. Bases 1588 to 2307 code for a protein of 239 amino acids. The transcript has 5 exons. The record is from RefSeq and is a predicted model, not a curated record. Lineage: Eukaryota; Metazoa; Cnidaria; Anthozoa; Actiniaria; Edwardsiidae.